This is a messenger RNA of Lactuca saligna, 642 nucleotides long. Lineage: Eukaryota; Viridiplantae; Streptophyta; Magnoliopsida; Asterales; Asteraceae. The record is from the annotation of a GenBank genome assembly.
AUGUAUGGUAAACGUAAACUGGAGUAUGGUGUUGUUGGGUCGUCCUCUUUUGGAGCUGCACCGGUUUUUCGGCGGCCUAGAUUUUCUUCACGGAUGCGUUCUGCCGGUGUUCUUCCAAAUUAUGUUGAUUUUGGUGAAUAUGAUUGCGUCUGUGAAUAUUGUGGAGCAUGUUUUUGGUUUGUCGAAAGGAGUCUAAAGGUGUCUAGAACUCAUCAUCCUAGAUAUGGUCAUUGUUGCAAGUCUGGUGAUGUUAUUCUCCAUUAUCCUUCUUUUCCGCCUGAAUAUGUUGCGAUUUUUCAUAGCGAUUGUUUUUUGAGGGAUAUUAGAGCUUAUAAUAGUAUGUUUGGUAUGACGUCUUUUGGGGCUAAUGUUGAUGAGGAAAUAAAUGAUGGUCAUAGUCCGUAUGUGUUUAAGGUUUCGGGACAGAUUAGUUAUAAAAUUGGUUCCUUCUAUCCUGAUCCUACUAAGGGGCCUAGGUUUCUUCAGUUGUAUCUCUUUGAUGCUGAUAAUGAAGUGAGCAACUGGUUGAUUGCUUUUCCGAAUCGUAGAAGAAAUGAUUUCGAUGCCAAUAUAGUUACGUUUCUGAUAACGUUUUUGAAGGCCAAUAACGAAUAUACCAUCGUAUUCUGUUCGUUUGUUUAA